UGAUUGGCCGUCUGCGUUGUGUCUUCAGGUCUGGAGAAAACCGGACGACGAUGCAUAAAUGCUACACCUUCCUGAUCUUCAUGGUCCUGCUGCUGCCGUCCCUGGGGCUCAGCAGUCUGGAUGUUUUCUUCCGCUGGCUCUUCGAUAAGAAGUUCCUGGCUGACGCCACAAUCCGAUUUGAGUGCGUCUUCCUGCCGGACAACGGAGCGUUCUUCGUGAACUACGUGAUCGCCUCGGCCUUCAUCGGGAACGCCAUGGACCUGCUCCGGAUCCCCGGACUCCUCAUGUACAUGAUCCGGCUCUGUCUCGCUCGCUCGGCCGCAGACCGCCGCAACGUCAAGAGGCACCAGGCCUACGAGUUCCAGUUCGGAGCGGCGUACGCCUGGAUGAUGAACGUCUUCACCGUGGUGAUGGCCUACAGCAUCACCUGCCCCAUCAUCGUGCCCUUCGGUCAGUCUCACCCCUACAGUACUACUACUACUACACAAUACUACUACUACACACUCUCA
This is a messenger RNA of Etheostoma cragini (Arkansas darter), 509 nucleotides long. Its product is annotated as CSC1-like protein 2. NCBI's taxonomy places the organism in Eukaryota, Metazoa, Chordata, Actinopteri, Perciformes, Percidae. Gene Ontology annotation, molecular function: calcium-activated cation channel activity. Gene Ontology annotation, cellular component: plasma membrane. The transcript is spliced from 4 exons. The record is from RefSeq and is a predicted model, not a curated record. The annotation marks the transcript as partial.